Molecule: messenger RNA, 325 nt
Organism: Staurois parvus
Lineage: Eukaryota; Metazoa; Chordata; Amphibia; Anura; Ranidae
Source: the annotation of a GenBank genome assembly
CACUGAUAGGUGGCACUGAUUGGCAGCACUGAUUGGCAUUGAUAGGGGGCACUGACUGCCACUGAUGGGUGACACUGAAAGGCAGCUCAGAUGGGCACUGAUAUGUGGCAUUGAUGUGGCACUGAUGGGCACUGGCAGGUGGCACUGUUCAGCACUGACAGCUGGCACUGAUGGACACUGACAGGUGGCACUUCUGGGGCCACACUGAUCAUCAGGGCACACUGAUCAUCAGUGCCCUGAUGAUCACUGUCAGCGUGACAGCUCGAGAGGAGAGAAAUGCUGAUAACCGGCAUUUCCCUGUUUACAUGUGAUCAGUUGUGAUUGG